AAGAUCUGUUCCGUGGUAUAUUCUUUCAAUUAGUCCAAAGUUUUCGUUGUUGUUGUUCUCAGUUUCAACAAAGUUGAAUUUGUUUUUCAUCUUACAUCCGGUUCAGAAAUUGAUUUGUUCCAGUUUAAUUUUGAUCAAUGCAUACUAGUCCAAAUAUCUGUGCGACUUCAAACCCGACUGAUCUUCACGCUUGUGUCUGCUUACAAUCCUAAUCGACAAUUGAAGUUUAUCUAUUUCGAAAAAAUGGAGUCUGCAUCGGGAAAUCAAACUAGCAGUUCAUGUUCACAAUCACCCCUCGAGUGUCCCGACUGUGGGAUCAAACUGACAGGACAGGCCCCUGAACUACCUUGUGGACAUUGCAUCUGCAUCAUAUGUGCCGAGAAGCUAGAGGAAAGUACAGAACAAAAGUGUCCGGUGCAACAUUGUCGCAGUCAUCAGACUAGCUUCGAUGAGCGUAUCCAGGUUUCAAACUUGCCAGUGAGGCCCAUAAUCGCCUUCAUUAUACCACCUCCUCCAUAUGAAGAAAGGACGGAAACUCCAUCUGUGAACUUCUGCGAAAAACACCCUGGCAAAGCAGUGCGAUUCUACUGCAACCCAUGCUCCAGGGCAAUUUGCGAAGUUUGCUGGGAACAAGAUCAUAAAGACUGGAAAUCUCACGGAGUCACGACCUUGAGCGUUUACUUAGAGCCACAGCUGAGAAUCCAGUCACGUAUCUCAGAUUACAGAGAAGAUUGUGAGAGGCUACGUGACUUUUUAAAAGAGUGGGAGACGGUUGUGACUCAAAUUGGAACAGUCGAGCGGAAACGGGAAGCCAUCCUGAGAAGCGAAUCCACGCGUGCUAUCGAGGAAGUUUCAAUUUAUGUGCGAAAUUCACUGAAAUGUCAGAUGGCUGAUAUUCAGAAGUUCAAGGCUAAAUUACUUGAUCAAUUCGGUAAAAUUGAGCGUUCGUUUGAAGACAUAUUCGGCGACACAGUGGCGACUCAUGAGGAUGAUAGGAGUUCUAGCUCUGCGGUCGGUGGACCAGCGCAGCUGAUUGCAGAGGGUGGAAUUGGGGCGUCAGCUAGUGAUAGUAGGCCAAGUGGAGCUGAUGGGUGGAGUAACGUUGGAAGUAGCAGUUCAGAAGGAGGGAUAAGUGUAGGAGUGGGUGAGAAUGUGGGGGGAGGGGCUGUAGAAAAGAAAGACGAGAGGAAGGAGAGAGUGUUGGUUGGAGUGAAAGAAACAGGGAAGCUGAAUGGGAAAAUUUGGUGUGAGAAGGCAGUAUAUAAUUGGGAGACAAGAGAAGUGAUGUGUUUCAGCUGGUUAGAAGGAGGUGUGAUUAGUGUAAUUGGUGUGAACGAGGCCAAUGACAAGUUGGAACUGAAGAGGACGAUGGAGUGGAAGAUCAGGGGAAGCAACGAUUAUUUGUGGGACAUUUGUAUGGACGAAGUAAACAACACUAUGUAUGGAGUGGUUAGACAGAAGAAACGAUAUGUGAUGAGUGUGGAGGAGUUGGACCAGUGCAGUCUGAAGAAGAAAGGCAGCAGCAACACUGAGUUAGACACAAGAGGACUCAAUGGGGAGAAAAUAUCUUGGUUCUUGGUAUCAAAGAGAGACACAAUCGCAUUGGCAGUUUUUGAUUAUAGAUGUAGGUUUGGUAAUUUUAAGUGGGAUAGUGUGGCCAUUUACAGAAAUAGAGUGAGAAGAGUCCACACUCUGUCACAUCUGAACAUUAAACUGAAGGAAGGUUUGUAUUGGAGUGGUUGUGUGUUGGUCAAUGAGACCACUCUCCUUCUCAGUUGUGGAAAUGAUUCAAAUAAAGUGGCAGUGGUCUCAUUGCCACCACAAUCACUUCACAAUCAAACAUCUUCUUCUUCGUCUUCACCCUCCUCUUCUGCAGACAGUACAGCGAAUGUGAAGUAUGUGAUACUCACUGGAGUGGAUCGUGUAUUCUCCCUUGUUUGGAUACCAUUUGGACAACCACUUGAAGGAUAUCUAUGGGUGGGGGAUUAUAAUAUUGAACACACACGUGUGUACAAAGUAGACCUCGAGACAGACUUGAAGAAUGUGGAAACUGGACAUGAGACACAACUACAAGUGCAUAAAAUGUCACCCCUAGAGAAAAAACUCACUCCAUUGUGUUCUACUGAUGACUCAACCCUUUUUGCACUCAGUGGAGAUAUAAUUGAAGGUCGACCAGUACUACUCAAAUUGGACUUCAAUCCACAUGAAUCUGGAUAUUAAUCACUUUGAUACCAAUGUAUAGCUCAAAUAAUUCAU
This is a messenger RNA of Symsagittifera roscoffensis, 2256 nucleotides long. RefSeq lists its product as uncharacterized. NCBI's taxonomy places the organism in Eukaryota, Metazoa, Xenacoelomorpha, Acoela, Convolutidae. Gene Ontology annotation, biological process: protein ubiquitination. The record is from RefSeq and is a predicted model, not a curated record. The transcript has 3 exons. The coding region runs from base 244 to 2220 and encodes 658 amino acids. Gene Ontology annotation, molecular function: ubiquitin protein ligase activity; zinc ion binding. Gene Ontology annotation, cellular component: cytoplasm.